UCCAAUCAAUAAUUUUUUUGGCAUUUCCCUCCAAUCUAAUAAAUUUGUUUCGCGCGAAAACAAAGUGCCAAAAAAACUUUCAUUUUCCUCUCUCUGUGCCAUGAAUAUAUUUUGUUUCCUUCACUUUCAGACCCAUAUUCGAAAACCCUUAAACCCCAAACACAGAAACCCCAAUGGAGAGACCCAUACUCGGAAACCCUUAAACCCCAAACACAGAAACCCCAAUGGAGAGACCCAUACUCGGAAACCCCCAAACCCCAAACGCAGAAACCCCAACGGAGAGACCCAAACCCAAACCUCAGUUAGCGCCAAAACCCCAAACGGAGAGACCCAAACCCACGGUAGAGCCAUCUGCGGUUCUUCCGAGCUCCAUCGGAUACGACUCCUCCCAUCUCCCUCUGCACUUGCACGACUGACUGUUAAGGGAUGAUUUUAGAAAGAAAUUCAUGAUAGCCAAUCUUUUGGAAAGACUAUUGGUGACGAGGGUGAGUACAAGGACAAGAAGAAGAAAGAUAUGUUGUUUGACAAUGAAUUUAGUGUUUUAUUUUAUUUGUAAUUUUUAUUAGACUAAAUGAUUCUUUUUUGAGGGGUUAAUUAUUUACAUUGUAAAUCUAGUUAUAUAUUUUUUAAGGUCAAGACGAUUAUGUUUAUAGAUAAGAUUAUGAUUUUUGAGUCAA
Humulus lupulus (European hop) is the source of this 677-nucleotide messenger RNA. RefSeq lists its product as uncharacterized. The record is from RefSeq and is a predicted model, not a curated record. The transcript is spliced from 3 exons. NCBI's taxonomy places the organism in Eukaryota, Viridiplantae, Streptophyta, Magnoliopsida, Rosales, Cannabaceae. Bases 101 to 430 code for a protein of 109 amino acids.